This is a messenger RNA of Insectozyma verbasci, 2103 nucleotides long. NCBI's taxonomy places the organism in Eukaryota, Fungi, Ascomycota, Pichiomycetes, Serinales, Debaryomycetaceae. The record is from the annotation of a GenBank genome assembly.
AUGGAAGUAACGCCGGUAAAUAUCCAUAAACAUGAUGAAGUAGAGAAGCAAGACCUUGAAGUUAAACAACAAAAAGAAGUUGAAAACUCUGAAAAUAGGUCCACUGUUAAAGAAUUAUCUGAUGAGCCAGAAGCCAAACAUGAAUCAACUGAGGAAAACUCUGCUAAAAGUGAAUCUGGUACUAGUAUUGAAGAUAAUGAACCGGAAAUAUCAGUAAAUAAUGAAAAACCGGUUAUUGAAAAUGAACCCGAAGAUGACUAUACACCGGAUGAAGAAUCUGACAAUAAACAAUUACCAGCUAAACCUGAAUCAACUAAAUCAAUUUUAGAAAGUUUACCUGCUAAACCUGAAUCAACUGAAUCAAUUUUAAAAAGUUUACCUACUAAACCUAAUCUUCCAUCAAAACCUCCCGUGGUUAAAAAUAUUUCACAAUCUUCUACAUCUCCAACUACUCAAAUUGAAUCUUUGAAAGAUGCUUUUGAAGCUAUUAAACAAACUGAAAUAAUGAAUGAUCCUAAUUUUCAUAAUUUAUCUCCUCAAGAGCAAGCUGCUAAAAUUCAAGAUCAAUUAAAUAAACGUGGUAUUCACAUUAAUAGACCAAUGAAUUAUAAUCAAGUUUAUUCAUUUAAUAAACCUUUUAAAAAUUUAAAAGAUCCAAUUCCAUUAGUACCUAUAAAUGAAUUUUGUAGAAGACCAAAUAUUACAGCACCAAUGACACCAGAAGAAGAACAAGAAUAUGAGGCUUUCAUUCAAAGAGAAAAUCAUUAUUUAAAUUUACAAAAUUGGGAUGAGUUUCCUGAUAAACUGAGAUUAUUUAUUGGUAAUUUACCUGCAAAUACUAUAUCAAAACAAGAUUUAUUUAGAAUUUUUAGUCAAUAUGGUGAAGUUAUUCAAAUUGCAAUUAAAGCUGGUUAUGGUUUUACACAAUUUAGAACUGCUGAAGCUUGUGCGGAAUGUAUAAAAGGAGAAACUGGUGUUCCAUUACAUAAUAAAAUUUUAAGAUUAGAUGCUUCAAAGCCUCAAAAAUCAAGAAGACCAGGAAAUCCAGAAAUUAAUAACCCAAAUUUUAGUGCAAGAGGUAGAGAACGAGAACUUGAAGGUGAACCAUCUCGUAAAAAAAGAAGAGGAAAUAUUGAUUGUAUUGUUUAUGUUACUGGUAAAUCAUCAGUUUUUUUCAUAAGAAAAGUUAAAAAAGCAUUUGCAAAUUUACAAAUUACUGUUGAUACUGAAGAUGUUACUCAAAGAAAUAUUACUGAUGUUUUAAGUGAAGCUGCUUAUUCAGGAGUUUUGGGUGCAUGUGUUAUAAAGGAACAAAAAAUUGAUUUACAAACGUAUGAAAAUACCUCAGAUGGUGGAAUUAAAUUUGACGAGUAUGCAGAUAUUGAACCUGAACAAGGUGCUGAAAUAAUGUCCAAAGCAAAAUUUAAAAAAUAUGGAAAUAGUCCACCACCAUAUAUUCAACAAGAAUCAAAUUAUAAUGAUAAUUCACCAAAUUAUGGUAAUAGAGGUAAUUCAAGAAGUGGUAGAGGAGGUGGAAGAAAUAAUAGAAGAGGUAAUGAUUAUGGUUAUGGUCGUCGUAAUGAUAGAUAUCAUAAACCUCAACCACAACCUUAUGGCUCUUUUCCUCAACAACCAUAUGCUCAACAACCACAAAUACAACGAGUUCCAUAUGGUUCACCUCCACAACAACAACAGCCUUAUGGCUUUGGCUCACCCCCUCAACAACAACAAGUUAAUUCUUUUAAUCAACCAUAUUCUCAACCACCACCUACCAAUAACAAUUUGAUGCAAGCAUUACAAGGAUUAAAUCCAUCUCAAGUACAGAAUCUUAUUAAUGCUUUGCAAAAUCAACAGCAACCAGCAGUACCAGCUCAACAACAACCUUAUUCUUUUGGAAAUUAUAACCAACAGCAGCCUACUCCUUAUCAAGCUGCUCCUCCUAAUCAAAACCCUAGCAAUCAAGUAAAUGCUUUAUUAGCUCAAUUACAACAAACUAAUUCAAAUUCAAAUUCAGCUGCAACAUAUCCUCAGUCGUCAAAUAAUCAACAAUCCUCUACAACAGAAGCAUUUCUAGAUACAUUAAAGAGAUUGAGCAAUAAAUAA